Molecule: messenger RNA, 2200 nt
Organism: Cylas formicarius (sweet potato weevil)
Lineage: Eukaryota; Metazoa; Arthropoda; Insecta; Coleoptera; Brentidae
Exons: 2
Coding region: 192-1655 (487 amino acids)
Source: RefSeq, a predicted model, not a curated record
CAACUUUACCCCCGAUUGAAGAAUUCUAUAAUAAAUUAAGUGAAAGCAAUAUUAGUGAAGAAAAAUAUUCCCACGCACAAAGUGUUUGGCAGUCGUUUGAAAUAAAAAAUUUAGGCGAGUAUUCAGAUUUGUAUUUAAAAACCGACGUUAUUCUUCUGGCAGAUAUAUUCGAAAAUUUUCGAAAAACUUGUAUGGCAACACACGUUUUGGAUCCGGCGUGGUAUUUCAGUAUGCCCGGGUAUACAUGGGAUUGCAUGCUUAGAUUCACAAAAUGUCGUUUAGAACUUUUGCGCGACAUUGACCAAAUUAUGUUUAUCGAGCGGGCUAUACGAGGUGGAAUUUCGGUGUGUGUUGGUAGAUAUGCGGAGGCCAACAAUAAAUAUAUGCCCAACUACGAUUCAUCCAGGGAUGAUUCCUAUAUCAUGUACUUUGACGUCAAUAACCUCUAUGGCAAGGCCAUGUGCGAGCCUCUUCCUUACGGAGGAUUCGACUGGAUGUCUCAUCAAGAGAUUGAUUCAUUUAAUGUCAUGAACAUUCCAGAUGAAUCUUCCCAAGGAUAUAUCCUAGAGGUAGACCUGGAAUACCCGCAGAAAUUACAUGACACACAUAGAGAUUUUCCAUUUUGUGCCGAACAUCGAGUGCCCCCCAAUUCAAAGUUACCAAAACUAAUGACUACUUUGUAUAAUAAAGAAAAAUACGUCAUACACUAUCGCAAUUUAAAACAGGCUCUCAAAAACGGUCUCGUACUAAAGAAAAUUCACAAAAUAUUAAAAUUUAACCAAUCUCGUUGGUUGAAAUGUUAUAUCGAUCAUAAUAAUAAAUUAAGAACCCAAGCAAAGACAAAAUUUGGUAUAAAUUUAUACAAAUUGUUUAAUAAUGCCGCUUACGGUAAAACAAUGGAAAACAUUCGCAAGCAUCGUAUUGUUAAAUUUGUUAAAGCGUGGGAUGGUCGCUACGGUGCGAAAAAUUUAAUUUCUAGUCCUAGAUUUCACAGUAGAACCAUACUUGAUAACAAUUUGUUGCUUAUAGAAUUAAAAAAAUCGGAACUUUGCUUUAAUAAGCCACUUUAUAUUGGAAUGUCCAUAUUGGAUUUGUCGAAAACGACCAUGUACGAGUUUCAUUAUAAUUACAUGCUUCCAAAUUUGGGUCCCGAAAAAUGUAAAAUUCAAUACAUGGAUACGGACAGUUUCAUUUAUAAUAUCAAAUGUUAUGACGCAUAUGAAAGCGUUAUUAAGGCCGAUUUAACAAAAUUUGACACGUCUGAUUAUCCUAAUGACAAUCCCUAUAAUAUACCGCAAAUCAACAAAAAGGUUUUGGGGUUGAUGAAGGAUGAGACUAAUGGCACCAUCAUUAGUCAUUAUGCGGGGUUAAGGUCGAAAAUGUAUACUUUCAAAAUUUUAACGGGUUCGGUAGUUAAAAAGUCAAAGGGUAUUCAGUACAAUAUUGUAAAAAAUAAAAUUUCAUUUGAUGACUACGUAGAAUGCUUAACAAAUUUUAGGGAAAAGUACGCCACUCAACGAACCAUUCGUUCAUACACUCACAAUGUAUUUAGCAUCGAACAAACAAAAGUUGCCUUGAGUCCUUUAGACGAUAAACGUUAUCUUUUGCCGAAUUCAUAUGAAACGCUUCCGUGGGGACAUUAUAAAGUGCCCUAAUUAUUUUUUAAUAUAUUUUUGUUACAGAUUAUGGUCAAACAACUUACAUUAGAAAGCCUUUGUAUUAUAACAAUUUGCGAAAAUAUUAGGUGUAGUGCUGAUUUUUUGCUUGAGUCACCUUUGCCUUGGAAACUAACGAUACUAAUAUUUAAAUAUUAUUCGAAAUAUAGAUGGAGGUACCUUAAACAAUUAGCGCUCCAGUCUGAUGGCAAUUCUUUAUUAAAUUUAGAAUUCAUUCUGUUGAAUAAGAGAUUUGGAUCGUCUUACAGAAAUAGCAUUUUGGCAACUCCAACCAUUGAUUUUGACGGAGAAUCCGCUUACUGUUUAUGGGUCAGUUAUUACAGGAUAAAAUAUUCGGAAAUUUUAGUUUACUUUUAUUGGAUCACUAUCAUUUACAGCUGGAUAUAAAUAAUUUGAAUGAUGUAUAUCACGAUAAACAAUUUUGGUGUCAAAGCUGCUUUGAAGAAGUUUUGUUCACUGUAGAAACUGAAGAUGAAUGUAAUUUAAUGCUUCACGAUGAGAGAAAAUAUGGAAAAAAGUUACGC